This is a messenger RNA of Prorocentrum cordatum, 247 nucleotides long. Lineage: Eukaryota; Dinophyceae; Prorocentrales; Prorocentraceae. The record is from the annotation of a GenBank genome assembly.
GAGCGAGAUGCCGCACUGCGCCGACUUUGUGCCGCUGGUCGUCGCCAACGCCUCCUCCGCCGACCUCCUCGACCGCGACAGGAGGGUCGCGGCGCAGUACCUCGACAAGCUGCAGGAGGGCCGGCGCUGGAUUCCGGACAGGUGCCGGGCGUCGCUGCGCAGCUUCAUCUGCCUGAUGGCCUUCGAGGGCUGCGCCAGCGGGCGCACGGUCCCCGUGUGCCGCCGCAUCUGCGACGCGUGGGUGGCC